Messenger RNA from Emericellopsis cladophorae, 549 nucleotides. RefSeq lists its product as uncharacterized. The record is from RefSeq and is a predicted model, not a curated record. The transcript has 3 exons. NCBI's taxonomy places the organism in Eukaryota, Fungi, Ascomycota, Sordariomycetes, Hypocreales, Bionectriaceae. The coding region runs from base 1 to 549 and encodes 182 amino acids.
AUGGCUCGGCGCAUCGGCGUCAAGCGAUGCAGCAGACAACGGCGCAACAUCGUUAGAGCUUUCAUUGACAAGUUGUGGAGCAACAGCACCAAGAUCUCGCCCUAUGGCGACUGCGUACCCACCGCAGACUCACGACGUCCUCGACCCGUACAUCAAAAGCAGGCGCUGCGGGGCUACCGUGCGGGGGAGAAGAUCUACCGCUGGGGCGGUGCCAUUAGCGAGGGCAGGAUCAUGGAGGAAGACGACGUGGCCCUCUUUGAGUUCGACCUCGAUCGAAAGUCGGACGACCAGUGGAACGAGGCAGACACGAAACCCGGGGACGCCGAUGGCACCAGACUCGUGGGCAACAGCAACGGCAUCUCAGCAUCGUGCCACGGGUUGGAAUUCUAUGUUGGCGGCUUGGGGAGUAAUGCGUCGGAUUCAACCUUCUGGCCCAACUUUUCCACCCCAUGUGUCCUCAUGUACGACAUGGAAGACGGAUCGUGGACCAACAGCACCACUUUCCCCCUCGACGAGCCGAACGGUCAUGUGUGGAAUAUGGAAGCGUAG